This is a messenger RNA of Mytilus trossulus (common blue mussel), 1099 nucleotides long. RefSeq lists its product as uncharacterized. The transcript has 4 exons. Bases 137 to 1099 code for a protein of 320 amino acids. NCBI's taxonomy places the organism in Eukaryota, Metazoa, Mollusca, Bivalvia, Mytilida, Mytilidae. The record is from RefSeq and is a predicted model, not a curated record.
CGUCACGAUUGGAAAUUCCUAUAUAAGAUCAUAUCACACAUCUGCACUGUGGCAUUGACUGUGUAUAUCAUAUCAUAACUCUUGGGUAAGCGAUAUACUACUGGUGCCUUUAUUUGGAAAGAAGAAUUCGGAGAAUAUGAUUUUUAUAGAAUUGCUGGUUUCCUCCCUUUUUGUUUCUGCAUCUUUCAUGAACCCAACGGAUGUUGGACCAACCUACAUGGACGAUGCUACUAUUGAUACAGGGAAAACAAGUUUUCAAAAGUUCCAAUCCAAGAGUGAAUUUCCAGUCUACGGAUAUUGUUGGAAAGAAUUAAUCGUUUCAUUAGAAAAAGGAUGCAAAUUUUUAACAGCUGAAAUUCAUGGGAAACUGGCACUUUCAUUCUUAAAUUGCUUCUUACAAAUGUCAGGACGUCCAAUUUAUGAAUGUGAUGAUCAACAGAAGUUUUUAGAAUGUACGCAAAGUAUGAAGGAUACUGACCAUAUUUUACUGUUAAACUUCUUUAUUGACACAAAAAGUAUGUGUUAUUUUUUAGAGGUACAAGUUUGGAACUACGAGACACAACAAACAAUAAACAGACUGACUCACAUAUUAGGAGAUGUUAAUACACAACUGGAUCAUGGUAUUAUUAAUCCAAUAAUGCAUUAUCUAAGAGAAACUCUAAACAAAUUCGAAAAAUUGUCCGAUUCGAAUGCGUAUUUACAUGACAUGUUAAGUAAAGUAAUUAACAAGUCUGAGGAACAAGAUCAGCUUUUAAGUCAAUUUAAUCAUAUCGUUUCCCAAAUUUCCUCAUGGUCCACUGUUUUCUUUUCCUUGUUAUCUUUUACUUGUGUGUUAAUUAUAUCUUUUCUUUUAACAUCAACACCAUUAACUAAAUCGGCAAGACCAUGGUUACUUUUUAUAGCAGUUAUCACCUUCUGGAUAGAGGAAUAUGCAAUAGUUUGGUGGAGAUCACUUAGAAAUCAACAGACAGGAAGUGAUUUGGAACAUCAUACGUACAAGGAAGUAUGGCGGGGCAUUGCAUGUCUAUUAGCGAUAAUUGCAUUUGGUUAUUCGGCAAUUUGUGGAAAAGAUAAACCAAAAGAAGAUAAAUCGGAUUAA